ACACUGUACUGAAAAAAGCUGAAAGCCUUCGGAAAUCGCCAUUGUUUCCUCUUACCUCUCUCCCUCUCUCUCUCUCUGUGAUUUCUCAUCAAACCCUAAAAAGGCGAGUAUCCUAACCCUAGGAGAGUGUUGUCGAAUCGAUUUGAAGCAAUAAGCAAAAGAAGGAGAAAGAUCGCAGUAGAUCAACCGAUCGGGAAGGUGAAGGUAGAGUAAUCAAGAUGAUGGUUGAGAAGGAGGAUUUAGGCCUGAGUCUGAGUCUGAGUACUGCAGACAACCGACACUCGUUGCAGUUGAAUCUCAUGCCUUCUUCGAUUUCGUCUUCGGCUGCUUCGCCAUUCAUGGAUCAGAAGAAUACUUGGAAUGAGGCGUUCGCAUCGUCAGAUCGAAACUCGGACUUGUUCAAAGGCGAGACGAGAUCAUUCCUCAGGGGAAUAGAUGUAAACCGCAUGCCAUCAACGGCGGACUGUGAAGAAGAAGCAGGAGCUUCAUCUCCAAACAGCACAAUAUCAACCGUAAGUGGGAAGAGAAGCGAGAGAGACACAAAUGGAGAAGAACACGAGAUUGAGAGAGCCUGCUCUCGUGGAAUCAGUGACGAAGAGGAGGGUGACACGUCUCGGAAGAAGCUCAGACUGUCCAAAGAUCAGUCUGCCGUGCUGGAAGAAAGCUUCAAAGAACACAACACUCUCAACCCCAAGCAAAAGCUGGCGUUGGCGAAACAAUUGAACCUGCGACCCAGACAAGUGGAGGUAUGGUUCCAGAACAGGAGGGCAAGGACCAAGCUGAAGCAGACAGAGGUGGACUGCGAGUUCUUGAAGAGAUGCUGCGAGAACUUAACGGAGGAGAACAGGAGAUUACAGAAGGAGGUGCAGGAGCUGAGGGCACUGAAGCUGUCCCCGCAGUUCUACAUGCACAUGACCCCUCCGACCACCCUCACCAUGUGUCCCUCAUGCGAGCGCGUGGCGGUCUCCUCGUCCUCAUCCACCGCCUCGACCGUCACAGCAACACCCGCAGUCGAUGCUCACCACCACCAUCCCCCCAUGGCUGCUGGUCCUCACCACCAUCGUCCCAUCCCCAUCAACCCUUGGGCAGCCGCCCCAAUCCAUCACAGGCCAUUCGAUGCCGCAGCCCCAAGAUCGUAAAUAUCUAUUUACUUCAGGGGCAAUCUGGUCAUAUUAAGCCCAUGUCAAGGGCCCUUUUUGUGAAUUAAUGAUUCCUCAGAUGAGAUCUAUCAUGGGGAGGAUUUGUACGGAAGAGGAUGAAGCAUAUUUUUAUUAGCGUACUCCCUCUCUGUCUCUCUAAAAAGUCUUGUUGCGAAGGAUUAGGCGAGGAGGGGAAGGUCGUUUAUGAGUUACGACCGUUUAAAUUGUAUGGUUGUCGUAGAGGGGUGGUUUGUCGCUUCUUUUUUUAAUCUUUUCUUUUGGGUUAGUUUUUGGUGGUUCUUCUUCUUCUUUCUCUGGCUUUUUAAGAGAGGGAUUGAACUUUGAAGAGACAAAGACCUUUUUUCUUCUUCUUCGUUGGGAGUAAAAAGAGGAAGGAUAAUAGAAGUUGAGGGUCGGGCUUUCGGAGAUAUUAUGAUGUAAAGCUAUUUCGUCUGAUGAUCUAAUGUUGUUCUCUAAUCAUCUAAUGAAAAAAAAACAUGACCAUGAUUAGAAUUAUUUAUUUUGUUUA
Messenger RNA from Nelumbo nucifera (sacred lotus), 1668 nucleotides. It is a transcript of the gene HAT3, whose product is annotated as homeobox-leucine zipper protein 3. Gene Ontology annotation, cellular component: nucleus. Lineage: Eukaryota; Viridiplantae; Streptophyta; Magnoliopsida; Proteales; Nelumbonaceae. The record is from RefSeq and is a predicted model, not a curated record. Gene Ontology annotation, biological process: regulation of DNA-templated transcription. Gene Ontology annotation, molecular function: DNA-binding transcription factor activity, RNA polymerase II-specific; sequence-specific DNA binding.